CCCCGAGCAGUACCAACACGCCGCUGCCUCUCCCACCCUCCUCUUCUUCGUCUUAUCCGCUCAGACCACUACGUCUCUCUCGUCUCACUCCCACAGACCUCGGCCGGUUGCCGUUCGUCAACAGGAGGCUCGGCGCCGCGGGUGCGUCGCGGCAAGGAGUGCAGAUCUGCAUCUGCUCAUCCCCACAAGGCCAGAUGUCUGAUGUUGGUAGCAGCCUUGGUAGCGCAGCCGGUGGUGGAGAAGAUGGCAGGGCAAUCUCUGAUGGGUCUGAAGUUCAGAUAGAGGACCAGCAACCAGUCCCCCCACCUAUGCCAACAUCUCGGAUCUCUGUGAAACAUGCAGUUGAAGUCAUUCAGACGUUUGAUGAGUACAAGAGGUGGUUGGUACAAGAAAUCGGGUUUGGUGGAAUGUUGAAGUUGCCCAUGCGGCAGAAGCUUAAUCUCAAAUUCAGUGCAUGGACAAUGAGCAAGGUUAGUGUAUCUCAGUGCGCAAUUAUAUUAAUCUCAAAGAAGCUGAAGUUCUGGCCGGAGGAUGUGCACAAAGUAUUUGGGAUACUUUGCGGUCACCGCUCUAUCCGGGGGCGUGAUGGUCACAUAACGCCUGAUGCAAUUCAAUUCUUCAAGAAGACUCUCGGGAUGGACAAAAAAGGUGUUCAUAGCCUGCGAGCCGCGGAGGAGUUCCUACUACGAGAUGUAUCAGAGACAUCUAGCAAGCUUGAGAAGGAUUGUUUUCAAAUUGCUUUCGUCAUUUUUGUCAUGGGACACGUGCUUGCGCCAACCACAAAGCAUGAUUAUGCCACCAUUGAUUUUUGGGGUGCCCUUGCAAACACCGAAACAAUAUCACAGUUCAAUUGGUGUGAGUACGUGCUUCAGUGCUUGCUAGAAGUUGUUAGACGUCUCAAGAAGGACAUGCUUUCAAACAAUCCAGGCACUAACCUUGUUGGUUGUCACCUUUUUCUUCAGGUGUUCUUCCUGCACAGUAUUGACUUAGGCAUUUUCAAUAAGAAGCAUAAUGUGCUCCCCGUAUAAGUGAAUUUGAUCAGGACUGCAUUAGGAACAUGAUCACAAUGUCCACUGACAUUGGGAAGAACCCCACAUCACAUUCAAACAACAAGCUACGUGCGGCAGAAGAUGUUUGCUAUGCCUGGCAGAAGUAUCCUCAGGACCAACCCAACACCCUUCUUGCAGGCACCAACAGCGGUGGCAACAACGCAUCCGCUGCAUGUGGCGCACAUCAGUUCUCCCGAAAUGACAAUGCAACAGUGACACCCACGCACAAUGUAUUAGAUGUACAUACACCAAUUCGCACGCUUGGGCCCAUUGAUUUCACACACUACCUCCGCACACGCUAUCCCAACUUGGCAUCGGAUGAGAUCACUGGACUGCUCAAUGAACAGAAUGCCCGGGUACAACGUCACAUAAAUACAGCUCGUGCAAACGCUCAAUUGGACAUGUUUAAAUUUGCAGAUAAACUUUUCAAUGCACUUUCCAAGAGGUGCAUAUGUUGUUCCAUUAGAGGCUUUUCUGAUUGUCCAGCAAGAGCUAUCCCAGAACCACAAGCUAUGACCGCCACGACACCUGCUCGCCCCAACAUACCCGGUGUCAGGCUGGACAUGUCUGCAUGUGAAGGUGAUAGCUCUACCUCCAAGAGAACUCGUUGCGGGGAUACACCUGAUCCCCUGCGCAAGCGCCACUGCUCUGAAGGGGAAUCUCCCGCGGAUAUCAACAUGUCGAUUGUUCGUUUUGCCCAGUUCACCUUGCGAGCAAUCAGUGAACUAUUCAUCGAUCUGCCCAAUGAUGGUAGUACUACAAUUUUCGGUGAGCGGCGGGAAGAGCUACCUGGCCGCAACUAUGUUCAGCACCCUGGGUUCCAAACUGAUCCUUGGGGCAGGGGUGUCGUCCCGCCACCCCCUGCAAUGAUAUAUCUGAACUUAUCCUUCAGUUUUUUGCAUCGUCAUCCGUGCAAGAAUUAUGGAGGAAUUUCCUGGUUCAUGAGAUGUCGAGGUUUGCACGCGUCACUGGAGUGGCAAUGAAAGAACAACUAGGGGGGAGACCCUAAUUGAUCACGAGUUGAUGUCUGUAAUCCUUCGUCGAUAUUCUCAGAUCGACCAGCAAUAUGAUCCAGAAUGCCCAUAUCUUACCUGGCGUCACCCUAUCGAGCCAGAUUUCCCGACGCUUGUCCUGGCAGAGUACGAUUUCCUCCACACCGUGUCGAUCCAGAACCAGCUUGUUGCUGAUUCGCUUAAGUAUGAUCUCACUUCAGUGGAGCUGUUUUACACACCUGUUCCACGGCCAGAGGGCUGGAUGGCUGUUUUCUUCAACAUGCUGACUAGGGUCAUCUGGGUGAUUGACCCACUGUACCACAACAAGUUAGCCUGCCCACCCACGGGGCAACGCGAUGAGAUUAUAGCAUGGAAGCUGCAUGAUGCAUUGUUCACUUGUCUGAAUGAAUUCUACACUGGAUGGCAAACUAGCAAGGAUAAUUGGACUCUCAAGUUCCCUUCCAUGACCGACUGCAUUUUCUCCCGUGCCGACACAGGCGGGUGUGUCCUCCAUGUGGCAAGGCACUUUGAUGCUCACAAGCUGAAAAUGCCACUCACCAAGGUCCCGAGCCUCCCAGACUAGGCUCAGCGCCCUGAUUGCUGGCUGCAUCAGCUGAAACACCCGUCCGACAAAGAUGUUAUGCUUCUAGGUUGUCAACGUCAGUUUUGAAUGCAUAAUUUUGUAACCUAUACCUUGAUGGAGAUGCUGCUCGCCCCCUGCCGAUGCAGACCCCACCACGCGAUUAGCUGCUACUGAUGAUCCACCAGAUGCAGUAACUGUAUUACAUGAUCAGCCGGUCAGGUCACGCAAAUCCAUGCUGCUAGUGUCAGUCAUAUGAUAUCUUACUUGUUAUUCCAGGGAACACAUAGUCCCCUGUUUCUUGACGAGUGAUGACCCCAACUCCAUAGCCUACGCCCCUGGCUGUAUCAUUGGGACGCAUAUGUACCUCACCUAUUUUUUUGGAACAAUCAAUCAUGUUAGACUUUAACUUUCAGGAUGUACACUACGCUACUCACUUAUAGGAUCCACAUUUUGAUUUACCGUGUAAUCCAUCUGGGGGAAUGCUCUGCUCUGCGGCUCCUCCUUGUUGGUCGUCUUGCGUCGCACCUGCAUCACUGUCAGAGCUAUCCGAUGAAGAUGACCCACUCCCGGAAGGUGUUUUCCAUUUCCUAUUGCGACACUUCUUGCUCCCACGGUGCACACAUCUUUUCUGUCGUUGCCUUGCUGGAGGCACAAACCGAAUUACUGGCUGUUCCGGAGUAGAGCUCACGCACAGCACACCUGGUGUUGCCAUCACAAAAUGUUUGCUUUUGUUACGAGCAGCACUUAACGAAACAACACAAUGGUUUUACAUCUAUGUGGGAUAGCAUUAUGCACCGUUGAUCUCAGCCUGGAACUUGAGACAAUCUGGCACCAUAUCAGCAUUGCUUGGCGUUGCUCUCAUCAGCUCAUCUGGAACAAGAUUUUAUCAUCACGCCGACAUGAUUGUUGUUAGUAGUUAUACGUAAAAAUCAUGUAACAACACACUGCUUUUCAAAAAUAUACCUAUUUCUGCCUCGAUAGUUUCCAUGGCGCAGUUGCCUGCUUGCGCAUCUGUAACCACAUUAUAAGCUCUAAUUAGUCAGCCAAAGACAAAGCAUUGGAAGGCUCUUUAUCACAACUUCAGAAAUCUAGCAAACUAUACCUCCACGAAUGACCAAGGUGGGGGGUCUGGUUAUUGCUCUUGUGUUUUUCUAUGUAUUUCCUAAUGCAUGCCUACUUCCCCCUAGAUGAUUUUUCCGGUUCUGCUACAAUUUUUCUUCAGUAAAUCGACCAUCCUCGUAUUAUUUUUAUUUAUUAUUCACCUUCUAUGUGGUGCAUUUCAUACUUUUGGGGGUGUUAGUUGAAUGCCUCUCACCUAAACAACCAAUAUUUGUUAGCUCUGCUAUGAACACUCGUGGGCAAAAAUAUGAUAGUGACUUUUCCUAAUUUUACUUGUCGUCCCACUGCAACAGUGAUAUUAAGAACGCACACACCAUUCAUAUCAUUUCUAGCUUGCAAAAGAGCGACAUAAUUUUUUACUACACACGAUUCUUAACCACGCCAGUAAUGGCAUCAUUACCGACGCUGCCAUCAACAUGCUCCCCCUAACCAUGUUUAGCACGCUUGGCAGAUGAGCUGCUGCUGUCUUCCUCUGCAUCUUCAUCCGACUCGCCGUGGGCGCCAGCCGAAGAGUGCUCGCCGUCUUCAACCUCUGCAAGCUCAUCCAUCCCCAGAGGCUGGUCUUCUGGGUCAUGUUCUCCAUAGCCUUCUUCCACAUCCUGCAUCGCUUGCAUCUCAACUUCCUCCUGCAUCACGAUGUGUCCGCCCUCCCAGACAUCACUUGCAGGCGGCGUCUCCUGCAGGGUAAUCACCAAAUAAAGCAAAUUCAGAGAUAACUACAGAUAUGGACGGCUAAUUGGAUGCAACCCCCUCCUCCCCCAGCACUUCGUCAUACCUGCUCAACGACUGCUGGCACUCCAGAUGAUGAACUCACUGCUACUCCUGCUCCUACGGGCUGGUUUACUGAACUUUCAGAUGCAUCAGACACCUGACAGUAGGUUACACACUUAGAAUGAUCUCCCUCACGUUAAGUUGAGAGUCGGUUAAGAAGAGACUAACCUCUUGGAUUACACCAGCGCCCUUGUGAGUAGGAUCAGAUUUCAUAAGGCCAGACACCGAGAACGAUUGCAGGUUAGGAGCCAUGGCAAGAGCUGCCCUCUAAUGGAAGGACUUGGUAUACUAAAACUGAGGAAUGGCUUACGCACUACCCUCUGCCUCACUACUUAUCUGUCUGUAGCUCCUCUCUUUCCCGCACUUGGGGUUUGAAAUUCAAAAUGGGUCAGUAGAGCAAUGGGCGCCACACCACCGAGAGGCAUACACCUGUAAAAAAUGCACAGUGAAACGUGUCCACAACAGGUGGCAAGCUUACCAAAAUCUGAUGAAUUUCUUUU
This is a messenger RNA of Triticum aestivum (bread wheat), 5014 nucleotides long. RefSeq lists its product as uncharacterized. The transcript has 12 exons. NCBI's taxonomy places the organism in Eukaryota, Viridiplantae, Streptophyta, Magnoliopsida, Poales, Poaceae. The record is from RefSeq and is a predicted model, not a curated record. Bases 1058 to 2032 code for a protein of 324 amino acids.